Molecule: messenger RNA, 3864 nt
Organism: Eimeria maxima
Lineage: Eukaryota; Apicomplexa; Conoidasida; Eucoccidiorida; Eimeriidae
Exons: 6
Coding region: 1-3864 (1287 amino acids)
Source: RefSeq, a predicted model, not a curated record
AUGGAGGACCCGCUUGCAAGGGCCACCUUAUUCGGUAUAGUAAAUGCGCCUCUAGGCGUUACAGCACCGCCGGACGUCGUAGAUGCAUUUUUAUUGCUACGCCAUAAAAUAAGCGGCGUAGAGGGUUGCCAAGGGCAGCAGCUGGAGCUGCUUUAUGAAAGGUUUUGUGCCUGUCGCGAUGGAAAGAAAGACAUCGCAUCUCAGGAGGCAGAGGAACAGGCUACUAGGGAGGCAGAAUCACAUGGCGAAGGAAAAUCAGAAAACACUUUUGCCGCUGACUCCCUUUCAGAUGCGGUGGCAUCGGCCAAAGCAGACAUGCGUGCGUUUAGUGUCGAAGCGCUGCAGAAGCAAAUAUAUCAGCUGUCUUCAAAGGAACAGGAGAAGAGCCAGGAGUGUUCCGGGGCCCUCGGAAAACUUCUUAUGGAGUGCUGUGACUCUCAUCACUCAUUUGAGAAAUCCGAAAGCUGGCUGAAUCGAGCUCCCUGUACGCUGUUGCAGGAAGAACAGGAUGCUGUCAGCGCAGCAGAAGAGGCCCUCUUUGCUGCUCUGAGUCACUCGUUUGACAUUUUCCCCUCGGUAUUGUCUGAAGCGCUGGAGAUGACAGGGGUUGUUGGCACAGACGCUAAUACCACAACUGUUGCAGCAGUUAUUGCUACUGCUGCAGAGGAAAAGGGACGUCAGGGGCAGCGAAGCUCCAGACGUCAAGCUAACAAGGGCCGACACGACAGCAAAGCUGCUGAUGAUCCUAACGGGAGUUCCCCAACGGCAGCAGCGGCUGUUGCUGCCGCAGCAGCUGCCAUUACUGCAAGUGGUAUCGCAUCUGAGGAAGAAGGUGUGCGAACGCGGCAGCGUGUUGCGGAGCAAUUACUGCAGUGGCUAGUAAGCGAGGCCGUCGCAGCAGCAGAACCCCAGUUGAUGUUGCAGGCCGCAGAGAAGACGACGGCGUGGGGAGGGAUUCAUGCUGAAGCGGCGCGACACCGAUGGCGGAGGCAGCCGGCGUGUGAGGCCCUUGAACUGCAGCUUCAACGAACGCCUCUACCAUCACGUUUAGAUCAUCGCGUGCUUCGAAUGGCCGAAUACUUAUCUAAGAGACAAGCUCCAACCGUCAAAUCCUGUACGCGGGCAGUUGUGAUCUUCGACGGGAAGACUACAGAUGGACUGCUGUCGUUGCUACAGGGCCAACCGGGUGCUGAAAAGCAUAUGUGGAUGCAGCAGCUACUGCAGAGUCGCCUAGGCUACCUGGGGGAUCUGUUGCCACAGGCAAGCGAAGGUGUACUGUUGUGCCUUGAGAUACCUCGGCACCAGCAGCAGAAGCUGCAGGCACAACACCCGAUGCUUGCACAACAGCUGAUGCAGAAACUAGUUGAAGAAUAUAUGCUUCCAGCGGUACUUGGGGAUGACCCGCAGCAGUACCAAGUUCCUGUCGCAUGCCUUGAAACCGCAGAAGACAUUGCCAUUUUUGUGGAGGGGGUAGCAGCGAAAAAGGGAAUAGGCUUGGCCAACGAUCACAUGGUGUCCGGCGAGAGAGCGAGUCAAGAUGAGGAUACAGCCGAAGAUUCGGAAGACGUCCCUUGUCUUUUGGUGCUUCCAUCGUGGCAACAAUUUUUCCUUGCAGCCACCGAUAAGCUAGAGGACAUCCAACGUGAGUCGAUGCUUGAGACUUCGCAGACAGCUUUAACGGGCACCCAAAAGGAAGAUGGCGAAGAUGCAGGAGCGCCGACCUCAGCAGAGAAUGAUAACUAUCUCUCAGUGCGAAGACACCUCUCCAAGCUGUGUGAAGUGCUGGAUAUUGAUUUUGUGGCGCUAGACUCCCCAUGUUACCUUCGUAGAACAGCAGAGGAUUCAAUAAGCGCCAUCAGCGAAGUUGUUCUAAAGGAACCGCAAAUGGUUGCUGCUGCAGCAGCAGCAGCAACAGCAAGCAGCCCUUGGUUACUGCAAGGGCAAGCAACCAGGGCAGUGGGGCCUUAUGUUGUGGCAUAUUUACAAGCAGCUUGUUUCCUGCUGGGAAUCGACCCCAUUGCUUUAAGUCAGCGUGCAGCAGAAGCUGUUGUAGACUGGAGAGAAGAACGACACAGGAGACAGUCGCUAGAUGCUGCAGCGGCUUCAGCGAAGCGACAAAUGCAACGGAGUUUGGACAGUCUGAGCACAAACAGCAGAAGCUGCUGUUGCUCUACUUCAUCUAUAUCUCCAAAUAGAGGCUAUUCCGCACUAACGGCAGAAAGUGUUGAUUGUGAAGGACCCGUCGGUGCUCCUAUUUUAGAUGCAACGGAGCAGCAAACCACUCACACAGUCGCUGCUGUGCUUUGCGCUUACUGGGACAGAAUCGUUCCCACUGGGCAGGUAAUUACUGCAGUUGAAGAGGCCACUGCAGAGGAGCCGUUGUUCAAGUGGGCUUCCUUGCAGCUACAGAAGUUGCGAAUGCUUGUGUCAGGAACAAUCGUGUCCAGCGUACUCCUAGCAGGAGACUUGAUUAGUCUUAUUUGCGGUUUGGCCCUAAACGGAGAAAUGGCGCUGGAAAUAGAUGUCCAAGAAACUCCACGUCGUGAGGACACCUUGCUGGAUCCACAGCAGGAAGCAGAUGCAGCAGCGGCAGCAGCGGCAGCAGCGGCAGGAGCGGCAGGAGCGGGAGAUGCUGCAUCUACUGAACCAUGCAUACUGAGGGGGUGGCUCAGACUUUGCAGAACGCCUGCUGUACAAAGCACCAAAACCAACACAAGCGGCGUGACUGGCAAAUGCUGCAGCAUACAUCCUCGGGUUUACAACCUGCGGCAGUUGCGCAAAUUCGUGCAGACGCAGCUGCGUGUCAUCUUGGAAAUAGCAAGGGAGAGAGAAGUUGUUGUCCAGCUCCCCACUGAGGUACUUAUCCAAGCAGACCCUCAGGUCGCUGCUCUUGCCGCAGGAGUAACAGGUACUCCAGCUGAGGCUGCCCCACGUGGGCGCAGAACCAGUGACGCCGUCGGGGGCACUCAACGAAACGGUUCGAAGAAGCCUCGGGGCUCUACUAAGGUUGAGCCCGCCGAAGGGCACAUAGAGGAUUCAGCAGGGGAUGCGGCGGGACCGCCAGCAGCUGAAGAAGAAAAACGACCUCCUGUGCUAGCGGUGUGCCACCUGCCUCCCGCGGAACUUCUUUGGAAAGUCGUCUUCGCGGUUAGCAAUGAUUUACCUGCUUCUUCUGAAGAGGAGAUGAUUAGUAACACGACAACAAGGCGGCGCUCAGCAGAGGGAAUAGAACCUUCAAGAGUUUGCGGAGCAUACGCCACUAUGACGCAGCAGGCAAUUGAAAACGCCGUAGCUUCGUUUGAAGGGCCUACUCAUGUUUUAUGGGUGGGAGGAAAACUAAGCAGGGAAACAGAGGGGACGGAUAACUUGCUGAACGCCGCUGGAAUCCCGGAUGCCACAGUAGCCAUGGUGGAAAGUCUUGUGAAGGCCAAAAAUAUGCUGGAGACCAGCUUUUCGAACCCAGAUGAUGACUUUGGGUAUCGGGCGCCAAGCGCAGAUUCUGUGCUCCUUGAGUCGUCGGCAUCUCUCGAUGCAUCUUCAAGCCAAAUUAGCACGAUGAGCAACAGCGAGGGGAGGAGGGCAAGUCUCCGCAACGGUCAGGAAAAGUUGGGGACAGAGCAUCUUCUGCUUUUCGGCUCUAUUGCGAAGAACACCUGGGCCUUCGCUAAUAAGGGGAUUGCAACAGUUGAAGCAUUUCUGGAUGUGGAACCUUUGCUUCAAAUGCUUCAAGGUAGAAGAGUAAAGGAUAUACUCUUGGCCGAUGACAUGUUCCUGGGGCAAGGAAAAGCAAAUGGUUGCACGCCUGCCAAAACAAAAGUACAGACCGUCUAUAACUUUCAUUUGAAUCCGCCCGGCUCAAACUGA